AUGUCAUCUAUUGACGAAUUCGCUAUUCCUAAUACGAUACUUCGUCAUUUCGAUUUAUCGUCAACGCCAUGGAACGAACUUUCUUCACCUCAAAUAGAAAACAAAAGGAGGAACCUACCAGAUGGUAAAUUAUUCUUUGAUCGUUUAUUAGAAUUAGUUGGUCUUGACGGUCCGUCAUUGUAUCCACCUAAUACACCUGCUGCUCUGCGUAGACUACUUCAUUCGAUACAAUCAUUGGAAUUAGAUCGUCUGAAAAAAGAUUGCUUCCUAUAUUACUUGUUGAAAGAUUAUGAUGGCAUCUCAUCAGAAUCUCAACCAACGAUGGAAAUUGACGACGACGAUCAAGAGAAGAUGAAUCAGAGUAAAUCACCCAAUGGACAUGUAUCAACUAAAUCUGAUGGUUUCGCCAAGAAAAGGUGUAUGCCUUUGACUUGGAAAAGAUUUAUGGACGGUUAUUGGGCUUUAGAUCAUGGUUCAUAUGAGACUGCCAUAUCAUCACUUUCAGAUCCAUCAAUAACGAUAUUAAAUUUCGUUCCGUCAAUAAUUCAAACUCUUUCAACACACGUUUCACCUCCUUCUCAUUCUUUAUCAUUGAUACACCAUUUCCUCGUAUCUGCACAUCCUGAACUCACCACGCAAGAAGAAAGUGAUGUUCGAUUGAUAGCAUUAGCUUCAUCUGGAAAUUUAUCUCAAGCAUUCUCAUUAAUCAGAUCUAAUGAAUCGAUGGAAGAGAGGAAAAGAAAUAGAGAAAAUGUCUAUUGUUGGAUAUUAGGUUCACCCAGAAUAUCAUGCGGUUCAGGUUCAAAUACAUAUGGACAUGAUAUUCAAGUUAAAUCAUUAAAAGAAUUAUUACAUAUACCAUCAUCAACUGAAGAAGAUGAACAUUUAAUUGAUUUUCUAAUACAUCCACCUAUUGAUAUCAGAAAUAAUAUAUCUUCCACUGCGUUAUCAUUGUUACAUGAUCUAGUAACUCUGAGGUUGAUUCAUCAAGGCCAAUAUUCAGAAUCACUUUUAUUAGAUAAACAAUUAGUUGGAAGCGGUGGAAAUGUCGGUAAAGAAAAAGAUCGCCAAAGACGUAGAGAAAUGGUUAGAGAGUUUAUAUCAAUUUUACCUGAAGCUCAAAGAAGAGCUCUUCUAGCUGAUGUGGAAUCAAAACAAAUCAAUGGAUCGAAUGGACUGAAUGGAGAAGAUACUGAAAUGUCUUCAUCGAUAUCGGAUUCAUGGAUUAAAGUGAAUACGAAUGGACCUUCUUAUGCCGAAAUAGCUUCUGAACCCCCUUCAAUCCCAAUUCCUGCUGCUAUAAAUUCCCAUCCAUCCCCCGCUAUAAUCUCCGAUCCUUCUCCCGUUCCCACGCCUGUAUCUGCUCCUACACCGAUAAAACCAUCCACGACUCAUACAUCAUUAUUCAACGCUGCUCAGAAUUCUUCAUUGCAACCAUCACCCCAAAAACCCUCUUCACCAUUCUCGGGUCCACCUAGAUUCGCUCCUGGAUCAUCUACCACUGUGCCUUCUCCCCGAAGAGUGUUAUCAGGAAGUCCUUUCAACUUGCCUGCUUCUUCGUCAAAUUCAAAAGCUAGAGGUAGUCCUGCUCCGACCCUGAAAUUACCCAAGCAAAUCAUCAAUGACGAUGAGGAAGAGGAAGGAUCAGUUCUAGCAAGGCGAAAUACAGGCAGAGGGAGAGGAGCAGGAAAGGGAAAUGGUAGAUCAGGAAGAGGCGUCUCGAUGAGUGUCGAACCUGAUGCUGAUUCAGAAGAAAAUCAAGAUCAAGAAAUAGAAACGAUGGAAAUCGAUCAUCACACCCAUUCUAUAGAACCUAUUUCUGAAGAACCUUCUUCAUCAUCCAAUUCCAAAGAUGUCGAACCUCCCAAAUCCAUUCGGAAGUCCAGACGAGUUGUUUCUUCUUCUCAAAAGGAAAAACCAAAGGAAACCACACCUCCUCCUCCAUCGUCCUCUCGGAAUACAAGACAAUCAACCGCACCUACCACACCAGGGAUCAACGGUAUGCCAGGAUCGUUCCUGCCUUCAGACAAAGACAGUGAAGAGAUGCCACCUCCUCCUCCUCCACCAGCAACAGGCGGAAGAUCGACAAGAGCAUCAUCCAAUGCAUCUACAACAGGAUCAAAAGCUAGAUCAAGAAUGACUAGAUCCGCUUCUCGUGCAAUCUUAGAUGAAGAUGAUAAUAAUGAUGGUGAUGAAAAUUUAGCUACUCCAGGUCCACCGAAUAAGAAAACAAAAUCUACAAUCACGAGGAGAAAUAGAUCAAGUUUAGCUCCCAGUGAAUUCACAGAUGAUGGUAUAAAUACGAGCACGAAUACGAACAGUGUUAGAAGAUCCACGAGAAGUAGGACUGCUCAACCUUCAGAACAAGGUAGUCCGACUCCCAGUUUAGCAAGAAGUGAAAUCAGUACUUCUAGUAGAAGAGGGACUAGUAGAGCUGGAAGUUCGACUCCCAGAAUGACCACAAGGACAAGGAGAGGAUAG
This is a messenger RNA of Kwoniella shivajii, 2481 nucleotides long. RefSeq lists its product as uncharacterized. Bases 1 to 2481 code for a protein of 826 amino acids. The transcript is spliced from 4 exons. Lineage: Eukaryota; Fungi; Basidiomycota; Tremellomycetes; Tremellales; Cryptococcaceae. The record is from RefSeq and is a predicted model, not a curated record.